Molecule: messenger RNA, 363 nt
Organism: Alternaria metachromatica
Lineage: Eukaryota; Fungi; Ascomycota; Dothideomycetes; Pleosporales; Pleosporaceae
Exons: 2
Coding region: 1-363 (120 amino acids)
Source: RefSeq, a predicted model, not a curated record
AUGGGCAACUCAAAGUCCUGCAAGGCUGGAAUCGCCAACAUACCCUUCUAUGUGGCACGAGAAGCGCAUGCGACGCAAACAACACAGCUGAUGCGCAAAUCAAACGAGUACAGGAAGCUACUGGACUCUAUUCUCACCACACGAACGAAUGCAGCUCUCCUACUCUCCAUUACACACAUGCAAACCAAUAUCAACUUACACCGCGCUACGACAGACCAAAUGCACACACAUACUAUAGAGCUCGUGCGCACUGCCAAGGAAGGCCAUCAGGACACCAUGAACGUCAAGACGCUGGCGCAAAUCGCUACUUUGUUCCUCCCCGCUACGCUCAUCGCCGUAAAGAACCCAUUUGUCUGCGUGUAA